AUGGGGCCCAUCUGGGCGAUGUGGAAGGCUCAGGGAAAGGACACACCCUGGGCUUGCCCUCCUGGCGUUCCACAAGCAGCUGCCCUGGCCAGCGGUAUGCCACUCUUGGAAUAUGUGAACAAGCUUGAUUAUGUCAGUGUUAUCGCAGGAGCUCCUAUGGAGGUCAUACAGUGUAAGACAAAUGACAUUUUAUCUGAGGUAGUUCUUGAAAGAAUUAUCUCUGCAAGCGAGACGAAAGUUGAAGGGCCCAUAGGAGAAUACUACGGUUCUAUUUGCCCAGCCAAGGGAGCACCGCAGCCGGUAAUAAUGGCCAACGCAAUUACAUAUCAAAGCAAUUCCAUCGUUCCGAUUACUGUCGCAGGUCGUUCUCGAGACGAAACCCAUGCCGUGUGGGCUUUUUCGAUCUGCGCUGGAAACCCUCGACUUAUUGCAGCAAGCAGGCCUACCAAUUGCCAAGGCCUGGUGCCCAUACGAGUUUCAGGCUACCAGGUUGAUCGGAAGACCUUGCGGAAACGAAGACCGGGUCCGGGGCAUUUUGCCGCCAAGUUGGGAAAAUUGUUUUCUCCUCUAACCUUGGUCGAUUUAUACCAAAGACCUUCGAUCCUUGUGACUUGCGUGAAGUCGUCUGAGCUGAAGCGACCAGGUGCCGGCCAUAGCCAGCGACGACUACCCGUGGGUGACUAUUCAACAUAUGAUCUAGUGCCAUACGCCACCCACGACAUUGAACUUCGCAAGCCGCAAGCCAAGGUCGUCUCAUUGUGCAUGUUGCCUACGGAAUUCAAGACUUUGGACCUGCCGCGGGUUGAAGCUUUUUUUUUCAAUGCAUCUUACCCGGAAGACCUCCAGAGGCAAGUCCUGGAUAACUGGCCCGCAUACGGGUUUGAGGGAAUUCCUGUAAAUCCCUGA
Penicillium chermesinum is the source of this 906-nucleotide messenger RNA. Its product is annotated as Carboxylyase-like protein. Gene Ontology annotation, molecular function: carboxy-lyase activity. The record is from RefSeq and is a predicted model, not a curated record. Gene Ontology annotation, cellular component: cytoplasm. NCBI's taxonomy places the organism in Eukaryota, Fungi, Ascomycota, Eurotiomycetes, Eurotiales, Aspergillaceae. The transcript has 5 exons. The coding region runs from base 1 to 906 and encodes 301 amino acids.